AUGGCCGAUAAGAUCCGUGAGAAACAUCAAUAUGCAUUUUUGAAAUCUAAGUAUGAAGGAAUAGGUAAUUCAAAUACCCUGAAUGACGAGUUUCAGACUACUGUCUACAAUGAUACCAUAGCAUCCUUGGCUCAUCAUAAACAUAUUUUAUUGUAUAAUUCAAUUAUCUUGAAUCAACAUCCGGAAAUAUUGAGACAAGACAUGAUCAGGAGGAUCAAGUUAGACGUGCAUAAUGCUGAGAAAUGA
Lodderomyces oxycetoniae is the source of this 246-nucleotide messenger RNA. Its product is annotated as U2 snRNP complex subunit YSF3. The record is from RefSeq and is a predicted model, not a curated record. Bases 1 to 246 code for a protein of 81 amino acids. The transcript has a single exon. NCBI's taxonomy places the organism in Eukaryota, Fungi, Ascomycota, Pichiomycetes, Serinales, Debaryomycetaceae.